Plasmodium adleri (nom. inval.) is the source of this 3246-nucleotide messenger RNA. Its product is annotated as ring-infected erythrocyte surface antigen. The transcript has 2 exons. Lineage: Eukaryota; Apicomplexa; Aconoidasida; Haemosporida; Plasmodiidae. The record is from RefSeq and is a predicted model, not a curated record. The coding region runs from base 1 to 3246 and encodes 1081 amino acids.
AUGAAACCUUUUUGCGCAUAUAGUUGGAUGUUUUCUCAACAAUAUAUGGGCACAAGAAAUGUUAAGGAAAAAAGUCCCACCAUAUAUUCAUUUGAUGAAGAAGAAAGAAGAAGUGAAAACAAGAGUUUUUUAAAGGCGUUGUGUUCUAAACGUGCUGUUCUUCCAAUUCUUGGAGUACUAUAUAUCAUUUUAAAUGGUAAUCUUGCAUAUAAUGGAAGUUCAAGUUCUGGCAUACAAUAUACUGACAGAUGCUCAAGAAAUUUAUAUGGAGAACAAUUACCAUUAAACCCAUAUGCUGACACUGAAAACCCAAUAGUUGUAAGUCAAGUAUUUGGUUUACCAACGGAAAAAUCAACUUUUACCUUUGAAGGUAAUCCUGAUAUUGAUCAUACAAAUAUUUUGGGUUUUAAUGAUAAGUUGAUGACUGAUGUAAAUAGAUAUAAAUUUAAUAAUAACUAUGAAGCCAUUCCUCAUACAAAGGAGUUCAAUCCACUUAUUGUAGAUAAAACUCUUUUAGACUUUAACCAAAGGGUUGAUACCAUAGGAAGUAAUGGAGAAGAUAUUAUUAAAGCAAUGCAAACUUUAUGGGAUGAUGUAAUGGAUAUUAAUAGAAAAAAAUAUGCAUUUCUAAAAAAAAAAUUAGAGAAAACUUACAGUCAGUACAAGACUCAAUAUGAUAUGCCAAAAGAAGUAUUAGAGAGCAAAUGGGGACAAUGCUUAAAACUUAUUAAUCAAGGAGGAGAUAACCUUGAAGAAAGAUUGAACAAACAAUUUCAAACCUGGUACAGACAGAAGUAUUUAAAUCUUGAAGAAUAUAGAAGAUUGACUGUUUUGAACCAAAUCGCUUGGAAAGCUUUAUCCAACCAAAUUCAAUAUUCGUGCAGAAAAAUUAUGAAUAGUGACCUUUCUUCUUUUAAACAUAUAGGGGAAUUGAAAAGUUUAGAAAUGAGAGCAGCAAAGGCGGCAGCAGAAGAAAUGAAGAAAAGAGCAGAAAAGCUGCAAAAAAAAAAAAGAAGAAGAGGAUGGUUAUGUUGUGCGGGUGAAGAUUACGAAAAAGUUGAACCACAACAAGAUUCAGUAGAAGAAGUUGGAGAACAACGAAUAAAUGAAUAUGGUGAUAUAUUACCAUCUUUAAAAGCUAGUAUUAAAAAUUCAGCUGUUAACUUUUAUGAUACCGUAAAGGAUGGUGAAUAUUUGGAUGAUGAUUCAUCAGAUGCUCUUUAUACAGAUGAAGAUUUGUUGUUUGAUUUGGAAAAACAGAAAUAUGCUGAUAUGUUAUCUGCAUCUGAAGAAGAAUCUGUUGAUGAAAAUGAGGAAGAAGGAUCUGUUGAUGAAAAUGAAGAAGAACAAACUGUUGAUGAAAAUGUAGAAGAACAAACUGUUGAUGAAAAUGUAGAAGAACAAACUGUUGAUGAAAAUGUAGAAGAACCAACUGUUGAUGAAAAUGUAGAAGAACCAACUGUUGAUGAAAAUGUAGAAGAACCAACUGUUGAUGAAAAUGUAGAAGAACCAACUGUUGAUGAAAAUGUAGAAGAACAAACUGUUGAUGAAAGUCAAAUACAAGAAGAAAUAUCUACUAUUCAAGAAAAUAUAGAAGAAGCUGUUAGUGAAGUUCAACAAGAUUCAGAAGUAGCUCCAACAAUUGAAAUACCCGAUACAUUAUAUUACGAUGUAUUAGGUGUUGGUGUUAAUGCAGAUAUGAAUGAAAUUUCUGAACGUUAUUUUAAGUUAGCUGAUUUGUACUAUGAAAAUCAAAAAUCAGAUCUUUCUGAUUUCCACAACUUUAGAAAAGUCAACGAAGCCUAUCAAAUUUUAUCAGAUAUUGAUAAAAAAAGAUGGUACAAUAAAUACGGAUAUGAUGGAAUAAAAAACGUGAACUUUAUUAAUCCAUCCUUGUUUUACUUUUUAUCUAGUUUAGACAGAUUGAAUUCUUUUACCGGAACGCCCAAAAUAGCAACUCUUUUGAGAUUCGUUUUUGAAAAGAGAUUAUCUAUGAAAGAUUUUGAGAAUAAAAGUAAACACUUAUUAAAAUUUUUGGAAGAAUAUCAAAAAGAAAGAGAACUAUAUGUAUCUGAAUCUUUAUUAAAUAUUAUACAACCAUAUAUAGAUGGCAAUGCAGAAUGGAAUCUACCAAUUAUAGAAAAACUUGAAGGUGUAAUGAGAUCUCACUUUGCUAAACCAAUAUUAGAAUCUUUAAGAUUUACAUUUAAACAUGUUGCUAAAAGCCAUUUGAAAAAAUCCAAGAAAUCAAUUAAAAAACUUGAAGCUGGAUCUCAUAAUAAUAGAAAGGAAUUAUCAAAUAUAAAUGAUAAUCUAAUGAGUACAUUGAAAAAAUAUUUAGGAACUAGUGAACAAAUAAAUUCAAUAAUAUACAAUUUAGAAAACACCAAUUCUAAUGUUGAUACUGAUAACAAAUCAAUCAAUAUUUUAGACCUAAGUGAAACAGAUCAGACCAAAAUAUUAGAAACAAUUGUUAGUAAUAUAGUAGAUAUUUCCAUUGAUGAUAUAGAGAAGACAGUUUUUAAUGCCGCUGAACACAUAUUGACAGAUUCAUCAGUAGAUGAAAAAACUAUUACAAAUAGAGCUAAAUCAUUAAAAGAAUUAUCAGCCAUUAUGGAGAAAUUUGCAGGUAGUAAAAAAGGCGCGAUAAAAGCAAAAAAAUAUGAUACCAGAGAUAUUGUAGAAAAUAUUAUUCAUGGAAUAAUCACAGUUAAGGCAGAGCAAGAAAAGGAAAGAUCAAAUGCAAAUGUAUACCAAUAUACAGAAGAAAAUGCAGAAGAAAAUGCAGAAGAAAAUGUAGAAGAAAAUGUUGAAGAAAAUGUAGAAGAAAAUGUUGAAAAUGUAGAAGAAAAUGUAGAAGAAAAUGUUGAAAAUGUUGAAGAAAAUGUUGAAAAUGUUGAAGGAAAUGUUGAAAAUGUUGAAGGAAAUGUUGAAAAUGUUGAAGGAAAUGUUGAAGAAAAUGUUGAAAAUGUUGAAGAAAAUGUUGAAAAUGUUGAAGAAAAUGUUGAAAAUGUUGAAGAAAAUGUAGAAGAAAAUGUAGAAGAAAAUGUUGAAAAUGUAGAAGAAAAUGUAGAAGAAAAUGUAGAAGAAAAUGCUGAAGAAAAUGUAGAAGAAAAUGUAGAAGAAAAUGCUGAAGAAAAUGCUGAAGAAAAUGCUGAAGAAAAUGUAGAAGAAAAUGUAGAAGAAAAUGCUGAAGAAAAUGUUGAAGAAAUACCAGAAGAACACAAUGAACAAUAUGAUGAAUAA